This is a messenger RNA of Paramuricea clavata, 1056 nucleotides long. The record is from the annotation of a GenBank genome assembly. NCBI's taxonomy places the organism in Eukaryota, Metazoa, Cnidaria, Anthozoa, Malacalcyonacea, Plexauridae.
AUGCCAACAUGGAUAAAAACAAACAAAGAGGAAUACACUAUUGAUGAGCAAUAUGAUGUUGUUGACAUCAACAGUUUUAGUGAAAUGCAAAAACUUGCUUAUGAUAUUGUUAAGUCUCAUUUUGAUGAUACAUCAUCUGAGAAAGAGCCAUUAUGUCUCAUUAUAAAUGGUGUUGCAGGAACUGGUAAAAGUUACCUUAUUAAUGCUAUUAGAAAUCUUUUGCGAAGUAAAUGUGCUGUUUCUGCUACCACAGAUAAAGCAGCUUAUAACAUUAGAGGUGUGACUGAAUUAUCUGUUAAAGUUACCUAUAGGAUCAAGAGGUAAAAAAGACCUAACAGGACAAAGCUUGUGUAGGUUACAAGAGAGUGUUAAUAACAUUGGAUACAUCAUUAUUGAUGAAUACUCCAUGCUUGGCCAAGUUACUUUUGGUUGGAUAGACAAGCGUUGCAAACAAGCAACUGGUUAUAAUGACAAAGUUUUUGGAGGAAAAUCAUUGAUUUUAACUGGUGAUCCAGGUCAAUUGCCACCAGUAGCAGAUAAACCGCUUUACCAUGCUAGACCAUCAAACGCUGUUGGUGAACAAGGUCAUGAAGCAUAUCAUAUGUUUGACAAAGUUGUUAAACUCACUGUAAAUCAACGUGUGCAAGGUAUGACAUCUGAGCAAGUACAGUUCAGAGAUUUGUUAUUACGACUUCGCAAAGGCAACUCAACAGUUGAUGACUAGAAGUUACUUCUGACACGUCAACCAUCGAAUGUCACUAAUUUAUGUGACUUUGAAGAUUCUACUAGAGUUGUUGCUAAAUGCAACCAUGAGCAGCUAACAAAACUUGAGCAUCCAGUUGCUCAUAUUAAUGCUCGCCAUUCAUCAGCAUUGACAAAAAAGAUAUCCUCAGAUGAUAUGUCUGGGUUGGAAACUGUUGGGUUUCUAGCAAAAGGUGCUAGGGUCAUGUUAACCAUGAAUUUGUGGUCAAGUGUUGGUCUCUGCAAUGGUACUACUGGGAAAGUUGUUGAUAUUAUCUAUCAGAACAACCAUCAACCACCUGACUUACUAUUGCG